CCCGUGCCGGACCCCCGGGCCGGGAACCCCGGGCGGGCCAUGGCGGGGAGCGGCGGAGCGGGGGCGGCCCCGCGGGAGCACCGCCUGCAGCCCGGGGACACCCUGCCGGGGCUGGCGCUGCGCUACGGGGUGACGAUGGAGCAGAUCCAGCGCGCCAACCGCCUCUACGCCUCGGACACCAUCUUCCUGAAGCCCACCCUGCUCAUCCCGGCCCCGGCGCGGCCCCAGGGGCCCUUCCCGAGGGAUCGGGACCGGGAUCGGGACCGGGACGUUCCCGGGGACGCCCCUGGGGACAGCCCGGAGCCCCCCAGCCCCUCCCGCCACGACCUCUCGGCCUCGGAUUUCCUGCAGCGCUUGGACGCCGAGAUCGGCCGCUCCAAGGAGGCGGCGGCGCAGCGGCUGCGGGGCCACGACAGCGGCCCCGGCCCGGCCGGGGGGGGGCCGCAGCCCCUCGUCCCCGCGGGGGGCCCGGCUCGGACCCCGGCCCCUGACCAGGACCCCGCGGGCGGCCGCGCUCAGGGACGCCGAGGACGAGAUCUUCACCUUGUGACAGCGGGGACAGCGGGGACAGAGGGACACCCAGGACAGCGGGAACAGGACAUUGGGGACACCCAGGACACCCAGGACAUCAGGAAUGGGACACUGGGGAGACCCAGGACACCGGGAAUGGGACAUUGGGAACACCCAGGACACCAGGAAUGGGACACUGGGGACACCCAGGACACCCAGGACAGCGGGAAUGGGACACUGGGGACACCCAGGACAGCGGGAAUGGGACACUGGGGACACCCAGGACACCGGGAAUGGGACACUGGGGACACCCAGGACACCGGGAAUGGGACACCCAGGACACCCAGGACACCGGGAACGGGACACCCAGGACACCAGGAACGGGACACUGGGGACACCCAGGACACCGGGAAUGGGACACCCAGGACACCAGGAACGGGACACUGGGGACACCCAGGACACCGGGAACGGGACACUGGGGACACCCAGGACACCGGGAAUGGGACACCCAGGACACCCAGGACACCAGGAAUGGGACACUGGGGACACCCAGGACAUCGGGAAUGGGAUAUUGGGGACACCCAGGACACUGGGAAUGGGAUACUGGGGACACCCAGGACGAGAUCUUCACCUCGUGACAUCGAGGACACCGAGGACGCCACUCCAGGACCUCCAGAACCCCCUCCCCAAACCCCAAAUCCAGGACUUUGGACCCCUCCCAAACUUGCCAUAAAUCCCCCCCCCCCCCCCCCCCACCAUGGAGAAAACUCCUAAAUCCCAUAAAAAGCCCCAAAUCCCAU
Molecule: messenger RNA, 1310 nt
Organism: Corvus hawaiiensis (hawaiian crow)
Lineage: Eukaryota; Metazoa; Chordata; Aves; Passeriformes; Corvidae
Gene: LYSMD1
Product: LysM domain containing 1
Exons: 8
Coding region: 40-1284 (414 amino acids)
Source: RefSeq, a predicted model, not a curated record